Molecule: messenger RNA, 504 nt
Organism: Amphimedon queenslandica
Lineage: Eukaryota; Metazoa; Porifera; Demospongiae; Haplosclerida; Niphatidae
Product: proline-rich protein 2-like
Exons: 1
Source: RefSeq, a predicted model, not a curated record
UUUAUGGACAAUGAUAAGCAUCAUGGAGGUCCUCCACCACCACCAGUAGUUAGAUGGCCUCCACCACCACCUCCCGGAGACCCGCCACCACCACCACCAGAUGCUCCACCACCACCACCAAUUCCUCGGCCACCUCCAGUAGCUGGAAGUCCUCCACCAGUGGAUGGAGGUCCUCCACCGCUGGCUGGAGGUCCGCCACCAGUGGCUGGUGGUCCCCCACGAGUAGCUGGUGGCCUUCCACCAGUUGCUGGUGGUCCUCCACCGCUGGCUGGAGGUCUGCCACUGCUGGCUGGAGGACCUCCAUCGCUGGCUGGAGGUCCGCCACCAGUAGCUGGUGGUCCUCCAUUGCUGGCUGGAGGUCCUCAGCCACAUCCCCCUGCUGCUCCAGCACUCCAUCCAGCUGGAGCUGGAGGUCCUCUUGUUGUUGCUGCUCUGCAAAGGCAGAGGCAGCUCAUCAUAUGGCAGCUACGCCAAAUCAAUAGAGAUAUUGUAAGAUUAUUUUAG